Messenger RNA from Trichomonas vaginalis G3, 462 nucleotides. RefSeq lists its product as uncharacterized. The transcript has a single exon. Lineage: Eukaryota; Parabasalia; Trichomonadida; Trichomonadidae. The record is from RefSeq and is a predicted model, not a curated record.
UUGUAUGUUGGGAAUACGUCUAAAUCGCAGCCAGAGCAGACAGUUGUCCAUGUAAUUGAAAAGGAAACAUCGGAACAGUUGAAAGGACAAAUGGAACUUUUCAUCAAAAACAAAAAUGAACUUAUGUCAGCUGUUGAAAGAAAAGUUGAUCGCGAUUUUGUUGAGAAAGUAUUUAACAAGUUCAGAGUUAUCAUCAACGGAUUGAAUGAACGAGUGAAAGAGCUUGCAUCGUCUAUGGAUAAAUUCGCCACUCAAAAGGACGUUCAGACAGUUGCCGAAGUUUUGUCACAGACAGCAGCGAUGGUCGAAAAAUCAUCUACAAAACAAGGCAAACUUCCUGUUUCUAACUUCGGCGGAAGUGGAGAUUUCGUCUAUGGUGAUGAUGGUUCUGCAUUUGUUAAAGAAACUAAGAAAGAAUCAUCUGAAUUACCUCUUCUUCAGAAAUCAAAUAACAACAGAUAA